CCUCAGUCGAAGAAAAAGGAAAAACAUACAGGUGUGUUGCGCUACAACAGCAGAGUGUAAUUUUUUCGUCUAUCAGUCGAAUUCACCUGAAACGGAACUUUAAUUGGUUCCGAAAGAAAAGUUAUUGACUUUUUUUCACAUACUCGUUCGGUUAGUGAAGUGUUUCGAGGAAGUUUUUAUCAUUCGAUCGACAGUGCAGUCCGUCCUGGACAUGGAACCCUAGAAUAUUGCAUCGCUAACACUAUCGAUUGGUUGGUUGGCAAUAAGUAGGAAAAUUUGAUGUGUGCAAAACUUGAAACGUCAUAUUUCAAUAGGUUGGAACAAAUUUGAGCAGUAACUAACGGUGAUUCAUCGACACAGAUUGUACUCUGAUUGGGAAAACAAAUCUUUCAAGGUCAGCGGAAAAUGUCUAGUCAAAUUCCUCCGCUGUUUUGUCACACUCCUCCUCCUAUGGAUUUUGAUGAUGAUGAAGAGGACGACGUUCCCGAUCCGGAUGAGGAUGACUUUGAUGAUUUUGCAUCGGUACCUGCGGCGAGCGUAAAUACAGAUCUUCCGACGCCAGUAUCGUCACCAUUCCCUGGAUUUGCCACGCCAUCCAGUUCGCCUGUAAAAAAGCAUAUAGCUCAUAAACAAGACGAAAUAUUGCCACAACCUGUGAUAGAAAAUGCUCUGGAUGAUUUGGAAGUAGAUCCGCCUCGAAUCGAAAGUCCCCCUUCACUGAUUUUGUCCCAACAUAUUUACUCGGAGAACGAUUUGCCCAGCGAAGAUGAACUACAAGAUUACGCCUUCAAUCCUCAAGAAGGAGAUCAGAAGGAUACUUCAGUUGGUCCCUCGGAAGCUGAGGACAAUAUAAGCAUUCCAUCACUUCAGCUUGACACGGAGGUAUCUAAAUCUGCGACUCCUGUACAUAUGUCAGAGAACGAAGCCAGUGAGCGCAAUUUGUCACCACAGGAGCCAACGCCGGAAGAUCUUGGGCCGGACCCAAUACAGGAAGCAGUUGUAACACCAGUUGUCGCGGAAGACAUGUGCUGUCGGUUCGACGAUAACACCGAGAACGAUUUUACAGAUUUCACUACUGCAUCCAAUGAACGUUCAGCGGUUUUGGAAGUGCCAACCGCAAACGACGUCUCUUUCGACGAUGAUUUUGCUCUGCUGGAAUCGACACCAUCGGCAGAUAGUAACUUUGUGUCGCAAAGCAAAACCGAUUUUGCGACGUUCGAUGCAGACUUCAGUAAGUUCGAUUCAUUCCCAGCAUCCUUUCCGGCCACUUUUGACGAAGUAGGAUGUGCCCCGAAAGAUAUUUCCACCAGACAACAAAACGGCUCAGAGGAAAAGACCUCUCCAGAUGCGCCGAACGAACAUGAUCUCUCGCAAGACGAUUUUGAUGAUUUCCAAGAUUUUGCCAAAUUUUCCGCGGAUGGUAGUCCAGCCAAAACAAUUGAAGUGGUUACUUUUCCAAUUGGUCCCGAAGAGUCUGCUUGUGAGUAUAAGGAUGAUGAAGAAAAUAGCGAUGAUUUCGGCGAAUUUAGCGAUUUUAAACAGUCGGACGGAGUUCCGGCCCCGGUGAUAUCCAUUCCAACUUCCCGAUCUGUUCAAUUCACUGUGGAAAGUAUUUUGAGUGUUAUCAUCGGUAUGUUCCCGUCCUGUGCAGAGGAAGCGCAAAGCGAUACUGGUCAAGUGAUGGGCAGCGAUUCUCUGCAGAAUGAACUUUACCACGAGCUGAGGGAUAUGGACUCUACCAAGGCACUUGCGUUCCAGUACAACAGUUCCGAUAGUAGUAAAACGUUGGUUCGAGCGCUUGGUAUCGAUUCGAGAAACAUUCUCUUCGGUCCCAAAUGGAACAGUUCCAUGCCGCGAUUCGCUGCGAACUUAGGCUUCAGCCCCCUGGAACCACUGAAACCGGCGUCGAAUACCACAACUCCCAGUAACGCUAGUAAUCCGCCCAUAUCAAUCGGUGGAACCAAAACCGAAACGGGAACUAAAUAUUCCUCCUUCAGUUUGGAUCCAUUGCCGCAGUCUACUGGUAGCGUAGGCGUCCCCACUGGGAAUGUUCCUGCUGUGCACUUUGACUGGAACAGCUCCGGGUUGAUUAAUCCGCUCGAUGGUAAGCGUUAUUUAGUUCUAUCGAUUCACUAUUAUUACGUUUUCCCUACGCUCGCGAAAUUACCCAACCUUCAUCAAUCAUUCCUAAACGGGGGAAAUUCGUUUUUGCUUGGUUCAAUUGCUCGUCGAAAGGUCAUUCGCUUGAAGCUAUCAGAAUCGCCACAUGUUGCUGUAACGGCAUCGAUAACGGCCAUGGUUGUUACGUUAUGGUUGUUUCAGAAGUUUGAUUUCAGCUCACUGUUGUUCCAUUAAUUGGAGAUAGAUUUUAUUCGACAACGCGUAUGGUGUUCUUACACAAUCACGUGCAUAGGUAUUUUUUCACUUGAUGUUGGCAAUGAACAAGGUGGACUAACAAAACGGAUGAACUAUUUCCAAAGCACGGCUCAGUAAUUAAAGCAUUGUGAUACAAGUGCUUGGAAUAUAUCUAUAGUUGUCGCUUGGGUAACCAGUAAAUUGUUCUGGUAUAGGCGACACAAGCAUAGAUCUCAAUGAUUAAGGGAGAUUAGUUAUAGCACUAGUGUUGAAUCAUGAUCUUUCAAAGUUUUGAGAGUAUCGUUGUGUAAGCGCAUACAAAGUACAUCCUUGAUCUACUGGUUUUUUGGAUCGCUUUAGAUGUAAUAUUUUAUCGCGCCGUUCAAAUUUGUCGACUAAUCCGUAGAGUGUAGCUGCAGUUAGUUGUAGGUAUUUGUAGAACAAGCCAACCUGUAACACUUCUUCAAGAGUAUUCAUAAGCACAUUUAACCCUUGAAGGCGCAAACCGAUUUUUUUCAAAGUUUCUGAAAAUUGUUUCACAGUUUUAAUACACCACUAUGAUAAUUUUGAGAUGGUUUUCGAAAUGUUGUUUUAAAACAACAUUGCGCAUUUAAGGGUUAAUGUUUUCUAGGCAAGCCUGUCAUUGGCAGAAUUGAUUGCGACUGAUUUUAUCAAUACUCCUACGUCGUCUUUAAUAACUGUGCUUAAAUAGUAGCUUUGCUCUCAUCUUUAGGGUGCCCUCUACUCUCGGUGCCUGAAAUUAAGCUGUUUUUGAAAUAAAUUGCAAAGUGUCUACUGAGUCUACUGAAUAGAUUUUGAACUUUUAUUUUUUAUUUUGAAGCUACGACGAAAAAAAAUAUUGGUGGCUUGAAACAUCAUUUCGGAUGAUAGACUCGUAAAAUUCGUAAUUAACGGUCCCGGUUGCAAUGACAAUGUCGCCUUUAUAUACAGAUAGCCUGCGAAACUGGAUAUUUUUUGCAAACUUAGUUUCAUGUGCUUUAAAAUUACUGACUCCUUUCCCCUUCAAGAUGCCAUUUAAAAUACCGGAGAAGCAGUUAUCUGUCAAGUACGGUUCAAAGCAGUUAACGAGAAACAAAUCGUUUCUUCUUUAAAGGGUGUUACGAUCAAAAAUUUCUUGUGUGAAAAAUCAAAUGAUAUUUUUUUGUAAGUUUAAUUCAUACAGACUUAAGAAAAAGUAUUCAUGCAAGCUUUCUUUUUAGUGAAUGCGAAUUUCCUGGCCUUUCGUUUGUCUCGUUCCAUCAAGUUUUGCACAGCCUCCAUGUUCACUUUCCUCGCCAUACAACGCCAGAUUGCAUUGAACUGUAUCCCGUGUUUUCUUGGGGUUCCGCUUGCUGAUUGCUGGCGGAGCUCUGGCAUGUUGGGUGGGUUCAUGUCCUUGGGCAUCACCUGGACGUUGUUCGCGGUAUACCACUUCAUGACCUUUUUUCGUAUUGGCAAGAUGCCCAAUCCAACCAAAACAGAACGGUACUAUUUAUUUAUUUCUUAUUUCAGGCUUUAACCACACGGGCCAUUCGCCUCGAAGAAGUUUAAUGUAAUGUACAUUUCUUUAGACAAUCCUAUUGGUUAGAAUCUCCACAAUGAAUCUGCUGAUGUCUGUAGUGGGCUCCGUCCCGGUAAUCGAUGAGCCGAUAGGAGACUUGCUAGCCCUUAGAUUAAAUGGCAGCGAGUAAUAGGACAUCUUUCAGAAAAGCUAGCAGAACUUCCUCCCUGACCGGAUCAUUUUCAAGAAUAUCCCGGAUCGAGGGAGGCAGGUUAGAAUUCUGGCGUAGGUCUUCGUUUCCUCUAAUCCCAUAGUUUCCUGGCACCCAACAUAUCGUAGUAAGCGGGUCGUAAUACUCUUCGAUUUAAGGGUGUUUAGAGUUCCCGGACUCCAGGGCGGUUAUAACGGAGAGUGAAUCUGAAAAUAUCACGGUUGGGGUAUCGUCGGGUUUUUUAGAGAUUGCUAGAGAAAUCUCUGCUGCUUCUGCUGAAAAAAACUGAACAGGCGGAUGGGAUGUGGAAAGCAAGACCUGUUCCUAUUCCACUCACACCCACCCCCACACAGCUUUGAGCCGUCAGUGUAGAUUAUGAUAUGGUUAGAAUACUUGCGGUUCACUAGCUGCUUCAAUUAUGCUCGCACUUUUGGUUUGGUCCACGAUUGGACCAAUUGCGGUAUGUAAUUCGGCGAUUUCUGGGAGAGGGGCGUCUGCAAAGAUGUUGUGGAGACUCCUGGCCGUUUCCAGAAGGGUACAGUCAUCUCCGUUGGUUUUUUCAAGGAAGCUAAGCGCCCGUUUCAUGGUGGUCACUGCCACAGCCCACCAACAUGGAAGUAUGCCUCCCUCAACGCAGGCGGCUUCGGCAGGGGUGCUGGGAAGAAGGUUGCUUACUUGUCGAAUCGCCCCUUGAUAGAGGGGGGCGUGGGUGGUAGCCAAGCCUUCCCAAUUCCGACUAGUCAGUUCGAUACCAUGGAAAAUUUUACUGAGAAUUAAAGCCUGGUUUAUAUUCAGUGCUGUCCUCCUGUUGAAUUUGGGAUGUCGAGUACUUAUGGUUUUAACUAGCCGUUUCCUGCUUUGGCAUUCCUUUUUAAUUUGAAUGAAAUGGGACAAGAAUGUUAGCUUGCGAUCAAUCACAACGCCAAGGAUCCUCGGUUCUUUCUUGAAUGGAAUGGUGGUGCCAAAGAGCUUCACCGGACGGGCAUUUGUGGAGGGAAUUACAACAGUUGGGCGAUAUAACAUUUGGGAGCUGAGAUGUUAAAACCACUGACCGCUGCCUGCAGCUUUAUUCUUCCACGCCUUGAUUACAACUAGUAUUAUGUCGUCUGCAUAUACGAAGAUGUACACAUCCGAGGGAAUGGCGGCGAAUAAGGAAUUCAUUCUGAUUAAAAACAGCGUAACAGCUAAGACAGAUUCUUGUGGGACUCCAUUUGCCUCGUGAAAGGUGCGAGACUGGCUGCCCCCAAUGCAGACUUGGAAGCUACGGUUGCUGACGAAUUCCUGGACGAAUCUGCCGAGGUUGUCGCGGAUACCCCACUGAUGUAGCUGGCGGAGUACACUCUUCCGCCAUACAGUGUUACAGGCUUUCGCUAUAUCCAGUAUGGCAAUGUCUGCAUGGACAUUACACUGAUUGGACGAAAAUCACUUAUCUCUCCUGUACCCUGACUUCUUAGGGAUAGGGAUUACAAGUGCUCUAUGCCAGAACUCUAGAAAGGUCCCGCCUUCCCAGAUUCUAUUGAAGCUAUCUAAAAGGGCUCU
Topomyia yanbarensis is the source of this 5606-nucleotide messenger RNA. Its product is annotated as aftiphilin-like. Gene Ontology annotation, molecular function: clathrin binding. Gene Ontology annotation, cellular component: trans-Golgi network membrane; AP-1 adaptor complex. Bases 406 to 2355 code for a protein of 649 amino acids. The transcript is spliced from 3 exons. NCBI's taxonomy places the organism in Eukaryota, Metazoa, Arthropoda, Insecta, Diptera, Culicidae. The record is from RefSeq and is a predicted model, not a curated record. Gene Ontology annotation, biological process: intracellular transport.